AGAGUGAGCCCGUCAUUGCCAACAUUGUCGUAGUUUACUUCUUCUGAUUACUCGUGUCUUUCUUUUUUGUAAGACCGUUUUUUAAUAUCUACUUACAACUGUAGCUACAACACUGUCGUAUCGAUGCUCAAAGCUCCCGGUCCGUCCAAGGCGGUGCUCCUGGUCAACCUGGGCACCACCACCGCACCGACUGCCCCCGCGCUGCGCAGCUUCUUGGGCGAGUUUCUGGCGGACCGGCGUGUCAUCGACGUGCCGCGCUUUAUCUGGUACCCCAUUCUCUACGGUUUCAUUCUGCCCUUCCGCCCCGUCAAGAUCCUCCCGUUGUACAAUCACAUUUGGAUCAAGAAAAGCUCGGGCGUUGUGAUCAACGGAAAGACGGAAGGCUCUCCUCUGGCCCUCUACACCGAGAGCCUGACGGACCAGGUGCGUGCCAUCGUGGAGGCGCAGUCGCACGGCGACGUUGUGGUGCGUCACGCCAUGCGCUACGGUGCCAAAAACAUUCCCGCCGCUCUGAAGAGCAUGCACGAGGAGUUUCCUGGCAUUCACGAGUUGGUGGUGCUGCCGCUCUUUCCGCAGUACUCCUCCACGACCACCGCGUGUAUCUACGAUGAAGUGUUUCGCUUCUACUCCGAUAAGAACCGACGGUGCGUCCCGGGACUGCGCACCAUACGCGACUACGCUGACCACCCGGCGUACGUCGAGUCCGUCGCCACGAGUCUGCUGAGCGCGAUAAAAAAAUACGUGACCGCCAAGAUGUCCGCUGCCGCUGAUGGCUGGAAGACGGUGCUGGCGACGCACAUGGAGGACGUCGCCCUUGUGUUUUCGUACCACAGCAUCCCCAUUCGCUACGCGGAGGAGGGCGACGACUACCCGCAGCGGUGCGAGGCGACUACACGCGCGGUUCAGUUGUACCUCGAGAAGGAGACCGGCGUCCCCUUUGCCGACUCCAUCGUGCAUGUCUACCAAUCGCAGUUCGGCAACCAGCCGUGGAUUGGGCCGAAGCUCGUCGAGGCUGUUGCGGCGCUUCCGGCAGCACCGAGUGACGCUCGCAAGCAGAAAUUCUGCGAGGCCUGCCACAACACGGCUCUCGCGAAGAAACAGGUAAACGUGUGCUUUGCGAUUGCGCCGGGCUUUGCAGUGGACUGCGUGGAAACGAUCCACGAGAUUGCGGAGGACGCGAGUGGGCUGUUUAAGGAGCACGGUGGGCGUGAUUUCAUCUACGUGCCGUGCUUGAACGACAGUGAGGGGCAGGUGAAAGCCAUCACGGCUGUGUUGAAGGCGGCGGAGUGACCCGCUGUCCGCAUCAUCACGCAACGACCGCCUUCGCUGUGCGUUCGUUUUUUCUUCAUUUUCCUUUAUAACGAUCUUUUUUUUUUCGUGGAAGCAAGGACGGUUUCUCUUAUCUUACUCUAGCGCAUAAA
Molecule: messenger RNA, 1421 nt
Organism: Leptomonas pyrrhocoris
Lineage: Eukaryota; Euglenozoa; Kinetoplastea; Trypanosomatida; Trypanosomatidae
Product: Ferrochelatase-like protein
Exons: 1
Coding region: 124-1290 (388 amino acids)
Biological process (GO): heme biosynthetic process
Molecular function (GO): protoporphyrin ferrochelatase activity
Source: RefSeq, a predicted model, not a curated record